Molecule: messenger RNA, 999 nt
Organism: Penicillium odoratum
Lineage: Eukaryota; Fungi; Ascomycota; Eurotiomycetes; Eurotiales; Aspergillaceae
Exons: 3
Coding region: 1-999 (332 amino acids)
Cellular component (GO): cytoplasm
Molecular function (GO): glutathione transferase activity
Source: RefSeq, a predicted model, not a curated record
AUGACUGACACUGACAAAAUAUACCAGCAUGCCGACUCAGAUGGUCACUUCCGACGCAAAGAUUCGGCAUUUCGAUCCUGGAUAUCUCGGUAUCCAUCGGCUGAAUUUCCCGCCGAAAAGGACCGCUAUGUGCUUUACAUCAACUUGGGCUGUCCCUGGGCACAUCGAGCCAAUCUGGUCCGGACCCUGAAGGGAUUACAGGACAUCAUUCAGAUGGUAGUCCUGGCCCCCGAGCUAGGCCCAGAUGGAUGGUUUUUCUCGGGUCAAUGGGGAUCUGCUGAGAAAGAUCCCCUUUACGGAUUCAAGUUUCUAAAGCAACUUUAUCUCAAAGCAGACCCUCAUUACGAAGGACGAUACACAGUACCGACUUUGUGGGACAAAAAGAAGGAGACAAUUGUCAAUAACGAAAGCAGCGAAAUUAUUCGCAUGUUCUAUACCGAGUUCGACCACCUUCUCCCCCAGAAUUUGCGUGAAAUCAACCUUCCUGGUGGCGGAUUCUACCCAGAACACUUGAGGAAUGACAUUGAUGCAAUGAAUGCAUGGGUUUAUCCUCUGAUUAACAACGGAGUCUACAAGACGGGUUUUGCUACCACCCAAGAGUCAUAUCUUGAAAAUAUCUACCCCCUUUUCAAGGCUUUGGAUCGCAUUGAAGCACACUUGGAUCAACCAGAGCAUCAGCCGUUCCUCUUUGGCAAGCAUAUCACCGAAGCUGACAUUCGCUUGUACACGACUAUUGCUCGAUUCGAUGUGGCCUACUACCUGAUCUUCCGAUGCAAUCUGAAGAUGAUCCGACACGAUUAUCCGCUCCUGGACCGCUGGUAUCGAAGGCUCUAUUAUGAUGUGUCUGAGCUGACUAGAGGCGCUUUCAAGGACACGACCUUUUUUGAUAUCUACAAGUUUGGAUAUUGUUCUGCUAUUGGCAGCAAGACUGGCGGGGCUCAAUUGUUGAUUCCUGCUGGUCCGGUCCCUGAUAUUCUCCCCCCACACCUAAGUCCAUAG